Messenger RNA from Chanos chanos (milkfish), 1883 nucleotides. It is a transcript of the gene asnsd1, whose product is annotated as asparagine synthetase domain containing 1. Gene Ontology annotation, molecular function: asparagine synthase (glutamine-hydrolyzing) activity. NCBI's taxonomy places the organism in Eukaryota, Metazoa, Chordata, Actinopteri, Gonorynchiformes, Chanidae. The transcript is spliced from 3 exons. The record is from RefSeq and is a predicted model, not a curated record. Bases 25 to 1872 code for a protein of 615 amino acids.
GGCAAUCAGAUCACUGAAGAGAGAAUGUGUGGCAUCUGCUGUGUGGUGGGUUUGGUUUCACCUGAGCGUGUGUUGGAGAAGAGAGUACGCGAAAAUCUGAAAAACAGGGGCCCGGAUCACAGUCAGGAUCUGAGGAAAACUGUCAGCGGCCCGAGGUACGGCUGCCUUUUCUCUGCCCACGUCCUUCACAUGCGGGGCGGCCUCACCCCACAACCUCUACAGGACGCCAAUGGCAAUAUGCUCCUGUGGAAUGGGGAGGUGUUCAGUGGUCUCACCCUGGGACCUGAGGACAAUGACACUAAGGUUGUCCUCCAUCAGCUGUCAGUCUGCAGUAGCUCGUCAGACGUGCUCUCUGUUUUAUCACAACUCAGAGGUCCCUGGGCACUUGUGUAUUACCAAGAGACCCAACACUGCCUUUGGUUCGGCAGGGACUUCUUUGGAAGACGGAGUCUGCUUUGGCGCUGCGAUCCAGAUGAGGCGUCUUUGACGCUCGCCUCUGUGGCGUCCUGUCCGCCUGACUCUGCGAGAGCUCAGUGGCAGGAGGUCCCUGCCGUGGGCGUUUAUAAGGCUGACCUGAGACAGUUCUCUCAGAUGGGGGUUUUAACCCUAGAGUUUUACCCGUGGGUUCACCAUGGAGACGGCCAAGUACCUGACGCACGAGCCCUCCAGUGGGAGGGUCUGCCCGGUUACGCCUCUCUGGUGAUGAACUCUUCCGGUCUUUUCCUUGCUUCUCCUGUUUGUCCUAUUAACACAUGCAUCUCAGACCCAGCACCUAACACUCAGCGUGAUCAGAGCGGCCUCCAAACCACCGCUGAAGACCUGGAGCAGUUUUUAAACAGUGAAGAGAAGAGAGGAACGGUUAUCGGGCUCAUAGAGGUGCUUAGCGAGGCGGUUCGCCGGCGGGUGCAGGCGUUACCCGACGUAACUCGAGCGCCGGCGUCCGUGCAUACCGAGGAGGCGGACGUUGCCAUUCUUUACUCUGGGGGGGUCGAUUCCAUGAUUCUGGCUGUCCUCGCCGAUCGUCACGUACCCAAAGACAGGCCAAUCGACCUUCUCAACGUAGCAUUCGAACAACCAGAACCAAAGAUACAAAAGGAGUCCGCAGUGGGGAAAAAGAAGCAUAAAAGAAAACCUAAUGAUGAUCACACAGCCCAGUCAGAUCCCAAAAGGCUUUACAGCUUCAAUGUACCAGACAGAAUCACUGGUAGAGCUGGUUUACAGGAACUUAAAAGUCUAAGUCCAGAGAGAAAGUGGAAUUUUGUUGAAAUCAACGUAACUCAAGAGGAGCUUGAAAGAAUGCGUCAGGAACGCAUCCGUGACUUGGUUUAUCCGCUGGAUACCGUCUUGGAUGACAGCAUCGGCUGUGCAGUGUGGUUUGCAGCCAGAGGAUGUGGUCUAGUGAAGCAGGGCACAGAAGAAAGGGAACACAGUUCAACAGCAAAGGUGGUUCUGACUGGUAUUGGUGCAGAUGAACAGUUGGCUGGCUACUCCAGACACAGGGUGCGGUUUAAGACCGCCGGAUUGGAGGGGCUGGUCAGUGAGCUCGCCAUGGAACUUGGCAGAAUCUCCUCGCGGAACCUCGGGAGAGACGACCGCAUCAUCGGGGAUCAUGGAAAAGAGGCCAGGUUUCCAUACCUGGAUGAGGAUGUGGUUAGUUUCCUGAACAGCCUUCCAGUAUGGGACAAGGCCGACCUGACCCUGCCCAGAGGACUAGGGGAGAAACUGCUUCUGAGGCUGGCUGCCAGAACCCUGGGCCUGGGCCACUCAGCCAUACUACCCAAACGAGCAAUGCAGUUUGGCUCCAGGAUAGCCAAGUUAGAGAACAGUCAUGAAAAGGCUUCUGACAAAUGCUCACGACUAGUCACAGCGUAGAUCAGGUUUAG